Glossina fuscipes is the source of this 431-nucleotide messenger RNA. RefSeq names its product glycine-rich protein HC1-like. The record is from RefSeq and is a predicted model, not a curated record. The transcript has a single exon. Bases 81 to 323 code for a protein of 80 amino acids. Lineage: Eukaryota; Metazoa; Arthropoda; Insecta; Diptera; Glossinidae.
AUACGAUAUCUAUAUUAUAUGAACAGUAUUGCGAGUAAACUUCUCAAGUUUAAAUAAAACAUCUUAACGCGAAUCACAAUAUGAAAGUCUUGAUUAUAUUCUGCGCUUUACUAGCUGUAGCCAUGGCUGUUCCUUGGGGCGGUAGUUACGGUUGGGGUGGCAACUAUGGACAUAAUUAUGGCUGGAAUGGUAACGGUGGAGGCUAUUAUACUUCGUAUCCAGUAUACAGGGUUGCACGAACCGGCCACAACGGUUGGGGCUACGGCUGGGGUGGCAAUUAUCGUAACGGUUGGGGCAAUAAUUAUCAUCAUGGUUGGUGGUAAAGAGCGACAAGGACGCGUGAAAAAAGUUCUCGGAUAUCCUGGCGUAUUUUAAUUUCGUUUAAAUUUAAUGUUACUCUUAAAUUGAAAAUAACAAAAAAAAAAAAAAAA